Molecule: messenger RNA, 4803 nt
Organism: Ornithorhynchus anatinus (platypus)
Lineage: Eukaryota; Metazoa; Chordata; Mammalia; Monotremata; Ornithorhynchidae
Gene: FZD7
Product: frizzled class receptor 7
Exons: 1
Coding region: 817-2562 (581 amino acids)
Biological process (GO): non-canonical Wnt signaling pathway; canonical Wnt signaling pathway
Cellular component (GO): plasma membrane
Molecular function (GO): Wnt-protein binding; Wnt receptor activity
Source: RefSeq, a predicted model, not a curated record
GAGGCCUGGGGGGGGCGGCGAGGGGCCGAGGGCGCCCUGGAGGAGGAGGCGGCCAGACACCUCUCGUCGGAUCGGAUUUUCUCUCCCCCGCGCCCCAAAAAUCACCGAUCGGGAACCUCCCGGAGAAAUCCAGGGGCGUCGAGUGGGAAGAGCGGGAAAGCAGACGAAGGAUCCCCUCGGAGAGCCAGGUUUGGGCCCGGGGCCCUCGAGGGGGGCGCGGGGAGGAGGAGGAGGAGGUGGAGAAAGAGGAGGAGGAGGAGAAAGAGGAGGAGGAGCUGUAGCGGAGGCCAGAAUCAGCAAGUGGCCGAGCCAAACCUCUGGCUUUGACGGAGAGGCGGCGAGGAGGACUUUGGGCCUCUUUUUAAGGAGCCCUCGGAAAACUUUCCCGCUUUUUCCCUCCCCACCCGGCUCCGGAGACGCUUUUUUGCCCCCCCUUGGAGAGAACCCUCACCUUGGGGUUGGAGAGAGGGGGGGGACCCCCGGCCCUCCCAGGCCUCUGGAAGGCGGCCAGUCCUGGGCUCCGGUUUGGGGAAAGGGUGGGGGGACCCGGGGGAGAGCCCGCCCUCCAUCCGGAGACCCUCUGAGGGAGGAGAUAGAGGAGGAGAAAGAAGAAGAUAGAGGAGGAGGAAGAAGAGGAGGAGGAGGAGGAAAGGAGCGGCCUCCCCGGUGCGCCUUUCCUCGCGCGCCCUGGGGAGCCUGGAGAGGGGCGCCCGGGGGCCCCCGGAUGCCCACCGCCCCUCCUCGCCCCCGGCUGCCCUGACCCCCGGGCCCGUCCUGCCCCAGCCCCGGCCGACCGCCCCCCGCCCCCGGCCGGAGAUGCGGGGCUCCCGGGCCGCCCCGUCGUCGCCCUCGCCCUGCGCCCUGCUCUGCGCCCUGCUCUGCGCCCUCCUUUGCGCGCCGCCCCCGGCCUCCCGGGCGCAGCCCUACCAGGGCGAGAAGGGCAUCUCCGUGCCGGACCACGGCUUCUGCCAGCCCAUCUCCAUCCCGCUGUGCACCGACAUCGCCUACAACCAGACCAUCCUGCCCAACCUGCUGGGCCACACCAACCAGGAGGACGCCGGCCUGGAGGUGCACCAGUUCUACCCCCUGGUCAAGGUGCAGUGCUCGCCCGAGCUGCGUUUCUUCCUCUGCUCCAUGUACGCGCCCGUCUGCACCGUGCUGGAGCAGGCCAUCCCGCCCUGCCGCUCCCUGUGCGAGCGGGCCCGCCAGGGGUGCGAAGCCCUGAUGAACAAGUUCGGUUUCCAGUGGCCCGAGCGGCUGCGCUGCGAGAACUUCCCCGUGCACGGGGCCGGAGAGAUCUGCGUGGGCCAGAACACGUCCGACAGCGCCGGCGGGCCGGGGGCCGGAGGCCCCACGGCCUACCCCACCCCGCCCUACCUGCCCGACCUGCCCUGGACGCCCCCCGUGCCCGGCGGAGGAGCCGGAGGAGGAGAAGGCUGGGGCCGCCCGUCCUUCCCCUUCUCCUGCCCUCGCCAGCUCAAGGUGCCCCCUUACCUGGGCUACCGCUUCCUGGGCCAGCGGGACUGCGGGGCCCCCUGCGAGCCGGGCCGCGCCAACGGGCUCAUGUACUUCAAGGAGGACGAGCGGCGCUUCGCCCGCCUCUGGGUGGGCGUCUGGUCGGUGCUGUGCUGCGCCUCGACGCUCUUCACCGUGCUCACCUACCUGGUGGACAUGCGGCGCUUCAGCUACCCCGAGCGCCCCAUCAUCUUCCUGUCCGGCUGCUACUUCAUGGUGGCCGUGGCCCACGUGGCCGGCUUCCUGCUGGAGGACCGGGCCGUGUGCGUGGAGCGCUUCGCGGAGGACGGCUACCGCACGGUGGCGCAGGGCACCAAGAAGGAAGGCUGCACCAUCCUCUUCAUGGUCCUCUACUUCUUCGGCAUGGCCAGCUCCAUCUGGUGGGUCGUCCUGUCCCUCACCUGGUUCCUGGCGGCCGGCAUGAAGUGGGGCCACGAGGCCAUCGAGGCCAACUCGCAGUACUUCCACCUGGCCGCCUGGGCCGUGCCGGCCGUCAAGACCAUCGCCAUCCUGGCCAUGGGGCAGGUGGACGGCGACCUGCUGAGCGGCGUCUGCUACGUGGGCCUGUCCAACGUGGACGCCCUGCGGGGCUUCGUGCUGGCGCCGCUCUUCGUCUACCUGUUCAUCGGCACGUCCUUCCUGCUGGCCGGCUUCGUGUCCCUCUUCCGCAUCCGCACCAUCAUGAAGCACGACGGCACCAAGACGGAGAAGCUGGAGAAGCUGAUGGUGCGCAUCGGCGUCUUCUCCGUGCUCUACACCGUGCCCGCCACCAUCGUCCUGGCCUGCUACUUCUACGAGCAGGCCUUCCGCGAACACUGGCAGCGCUCCUGGCUGCUGCAGACCUGCAAGAGCUACGCCGUGCCCUGCCCGCCGGGCCACCUCGCCCCGGUCAGCCCCGACUUCACCGUGUUCAUGAUCAAGUACCUGAUGACCAUGAUCGUGGGCAUCACCACGGGCUUCUGGAUCUGGUCGGGCAAGACCCUGCAGUCGUGGCGGCGCUUCUACCACAGACUCAGCCACAGCGGCAAGGGGGAGACCGCAGUAUGAGCCUCGCCCCGCGGGGGCCGGGGGGAUGACCCCCGGGGGGGGGCCUCCCCCUCCCCGCCCAACCCCCCCCACCGACCACCCCAACCCCGGCCUCCCGAUGGGGCCCCUCUCCUCCGGCCUCCCAACCGGGCCUACCGACCGGGCCUUCCCCACGGGACCUCGCCCGCCGGCCGGGGGAGGGGGAUGGCGUGGGAGGUGGGAGUCGGGGGGAGGGCGCCCCCUCUCCCCCACCGCCUCCCCCACCCGUCUGGGGGGAAGGACCCCGGGGUGGGGGCACGUGGAUCGCCUCGCUGGGGGCUGGGGAGGACGCUUCUCGGGCCAGGAGGAAGAAUGGCACCCGUGCACGCGUGUCGAGGUUCGGUGGGACGAGGCCCGGCCUUGAAGAGCGAAUUAAAAGGAGAGCAGGGAGAUGGGGAGUGGUGGGGGCCUCUCGCUGCCGCCCACCCCCUCUCUGCUGCCAGAGAGGUCUGCUUGCCCGACCCCCGCCGGGCCCCGGGUGAAAGGUAGAGCGGUCGGCGUGGAGAGGCGGUCACUCCGUAAAUGGCUCUUGGCCGGGGCCUGACCGGAGCGACGGUGGGUUCGUUGCCCGGGUCAGCCGCCCCACCGGUCCCCGACUCUUCAAGCCCCGCCGGCUUGCCCCCCGCCCCCAUUCUCCCUUCUCUCCCCCAGCAGAUGGACAUUCCCAUGGAUCAAAAGUCCCCGGAAGAACUGACCGCAGGUGUCACCCUUUUUUUGGGGAGGGGUGGGUGGUGUGGGAGGGGAGGGAGGUCAGUGGAUGCGACAAAGAGGAUGUACAAAGUAGGUACUUUUUACUGCCUUGCUGCUUUUUUGUUUUUUCCUUAAUUUGGGGGUCGGGCGGGGGCGGAGGUAAGAAGGGGUUCGUAUGGUCUCAUACCCUGAAAAGAAGUGGUGACUUGUUGCUUUUCCGAGAGGAAUGCAUUUUUUUCUUUUUUCCUUGUCUUUGUUGUCGGAAACAAAAGAGGAAACAAAAGUGUCUUAGCCGUGGAAAGGCGUAACUGUGAAGAGGGCAACUUUUCUAGGCGAAAUUGCCAAGAUCUGAGGUUCACCCUUGGAUGGGAUUUUAAUUAUGUACAGAUAGACAUUCCUUUUUAUGGAAAAGUGGAAGGCAGGAUGUUUUUUUAUGUACCGUUCAAUCUAGGUUUCUGGUUCAGCUAAAGGGAAUGCAAGCAGGGGGGAGGUGUGGGCUCUGUGUGUGUGUGUGUCUGUGUGUGUGUGUCUGUGUGGGUGGGUGUAUGUGUGUCCCACAGCUUAAUUCAGAACACCUGGCAUAACAGGCCCUGUUAAAAUAUUCAGAUGAGACUGUCCCCUUCCUUUUUUUUUUUAAAUCCCUCUAAAGCUGCCUUAGGUUUUCUUUUUGUACGUAACCAUUUUAGAUGAAGGGAAAAACAGAACGACUUCGGUCCUAUGACAAAGGAGAGUUUAAACUACGAAAAACAUUUUGUCCUGUUUUCUUCGUCCCAGGAAUGGAGUUUAUAAAACAGUUUAUGUAUGCUGAUGUCAUCGUCUUGGCCGUCGCGGGGGAGGCGGAGAAAUGAGGGUAUCUUUUUUGAGGUGGCCAACGCCAUUCUCCCGGAAGAGUAUAAAAGGAAAGUUCAUUUUGGGGCCCCCACUUGUGAAAGAAAGUGAUUAAAAGAAAGUCAACUUCAAAGUCAUGCCACGGUUCUUUGAAAUCUGCUAGGUGGUUUAGGUUUGUUAAUCUUAAAUCUUUUCGAACAUUUUUUUUUCUUCGGCGAUACGACUCCCAAUUCUUCCAGUUGGCGUACGAUCGUGGGCUAAAGGAAUUUUCUCGUUCUCUUCUCCUCCAGUAAUUAUGUGGAUUAUGAAACCUCGUCUCCCCUGCACCUCUGAUAUCCCCCUAUUCCCAGCAGCAGAAAAUUCCCACCUCAGAAGAACACUAACCGUCGUUAAUAGAGGGCAACGGCCUGCAGUGAAAUUUACUUUAUAAAUGCAGCCGUAUAACGAGUCCUUCUAGAACCCACAGCUCUCAGUUUAGACUUCUUUUGGCUUCUAUCUGUCACGUGCAUGUGAAAAUUGUAAAAUAGAAGAGACAAGUGCAGUAUGUAUAUUUUGUAAAUCUCCCUCUUUUGUAAGAAAAUAUAUAUUGUAUUUAUAUGUUUUUACUUCGUUUGGAUUUUGGUUUUUGCCUUGAAAGGUCUGUAUGAGGUCCCACUUUAUCACAUGUACAGAUCACAAAUAAAUUUUUUUUAAAAUACAAAAGUC